AGAAGUCUGUCAAAGAAAUUGGCACUAGUUUUUUUAUAGGUUUUCUUUUUUUUUUAAUUUAAGUAAAAUGAUUAGAAUAAAUUCAAAAAUCUAUUUAAUAUUUUUAAUUAAAUUAAUAUCUUAUUCAAAUUUCGUGGUGUGUGAUGAAAUUCUGGGCUGUGGAGGAUUUAUUAAAAGCCAUGCCGACAUAGAUUUUUCAAAAGUUGAAAUAAAAUUGUUAACAAAACAAGGCAGCUUAAAAGACAAGACUGAUUGUUCUCCAUCAAAUGGGUAUUAUUUUCUUCCAGUUUACGACAAGGGAGAAUACUUGUUAGAAAUUUCCCCGCCACCUGGCUGGAGCUUUGAACCGGAGCGAGUUGUUCUAAACUUUGAUGGGAAAAACGAUAUAUGCAGCCAAGGAAAAGACGUUAAUUUUGUGUUUAAAGGCUUUGGAAUUACAGGAAAAGUAGCAAUUUAUGGACAAUCAAUCGGAGGCGCAAGGGAUGUAAAUGUUGAACUUCGAUCGGAAGAUGGAAGUGAUGUUCGAAAAACAAAAACUGACCUUAAUGGUGUAUUUUCAUUUACACCCAUAAUCCCCGGAAAAUAUAUCGUUAAGGCUUCCCAUAAUUCGUGGUACUUUUCAAAAUCUGAACAUACAGUAGUUGUAAAAAGCGGAAACACAGAGCUACCCGAAAACUCUUUGAUAGUCAGUGGAUUCAAUGUUCAAGGCCGUUUUGAUAAUAUAGGUCAAGCGAGCAAAAAUAUUAAAAUGGUUUUAACUGAACAAAAGACCGGAAAACAAAUUGAUAGAGUUGAGAUAGAAAAAAACGGUGAAUAUGCUUUCAAAAAUGUUAAACCGGGGUCAUAUAAAGUCGUGCCAUUUGUGACCGAUAAACAGUUAACAAUAACAUUUGCUCCGGAAAACUUAGAAUUUAAAGUUGAAAAAGACGAUUUGAUUUUGAAAAAAAGUUUUGAAAUUUCUGGAUUCCGAGUUUUCGGAAAAGUUUUAUAUUCUGCUAACGGUAAAGGGGUUCCUGCAGCUGCAAUUAAAUUGAAGGGUGAAACUAUUGCUAACACUGAUUCAAAUGGAAAUUUCGUGUUAAGCAAAAUACCAGAAGGAAACUACAAAUUAGAGAUCCAAGCUGAAAACUUAGAAUUUACUGAAAAAAUAUCUAAAAUAUCAAUUGAAAACCCCAAUUUAGGUGACUUUAUAGUUUCUAGUUUCAAGGUCUGUGGGGAAGUCAAAUCCGAUAAUUCCUAUGCAGUUGAAAUAAGUAAAUCAGACUCGACUUAUCGCACAACAACGGCUACAGAAAAUAAUAAAUGGUGUGCAUAUUUAGCUCCAGGAAAAUAUUCUGUUGAAGUUAUAACUUCUGAGGAAGAUAAGGCAAAUGGAAUAAAAUUUUUCCCUGUGGAACACAAAUUUGAAGUGAGCAAUGCGCCUUUAUUAUCUGGUAUAGUAUUUUCGCAAUUGAGAGCAACAUUGAUUGGAGAAAUAAAGUGUUUAAAAGAUAGUUCAGACACCUGUAGGAAUAUUGAAGUAACUUUGCAUGCGUUGGACCCCAUAGGAAAGCCUACAGGUCAAAUUGCAAAAGCCAUUAGCAAAGAAGGGAAAUACGAAUUUCUAAAAGUUCUACCUGGACCGUAUGAGGUUACUAUUCCUCAAACGAAUUUAUGUUUUGAAAGUAAUAAGGUUUUAGUUAAUAUAGCGUCUGCUAUGGAAACUGCACCCCAUUUUAUUCACAAAGGCUAUGAAAUCUCGAUUAUAUCUAGUCAUAAAGCUACUUUGAAAUAUAAAUGGAAGCCUCUGUCAGAAAAAGAAAAAUCUUUUGCAGACUCCAUUAAGAUUAUGUCUGGAGUAAACACGUUUUGCGUUCCUAGAUCUGGAGAAUAUAGUUUCACGUUAGAAGGAUGCCAUACCUAUCUCUCCGAUAUUCCGACCAGUUUUACAACAAAUGACAAAAAUCCAGUUGUAUUAACUGCUGUAGCACAUAAAAUAGGGAUAAGAGUGUUAUCACCAGAGUCAAACAUUGUUUCAUUAAAACUUCAAAUAGAAACGUCAACUGGAAAAGAAAUUGUAACACCUAUUUCAGAAUCCCACAAAGUUGAUGGUUACCAUUCUUAUCGCUACGAUAUGUUCUUGAAACCAGAAGAACAAAUUAUUAUUACACCACAAAGUAAUCUGAUGCUGUUUAAACCCGAAAUGAAGGAAAUUGUGGGUGGCAAUGACUGUAUAGAUGUGGCAUUUAAUUUUAUUGCUGUAAAAGGUUUAAUUAUUGAGGGAAAAAUUGAUCCACCGAUAUCGGAUGCCAAAAUUACUUUAAAUUUCCCGCAAAAUCCUGAAAUAUAUCCGCAAGAAACUAUUUCAUCUGCUAAAGGAACAUUUAAGUUUAACCCAAUUGAUGAAACAUUGGAAUAUGAAUUGAGAGCAGAAAAAGAAUCAUAUGUUUUUAAGGAAUAUAAUAAACAACUAAAUGUAUUUAAAGCGCAUAAGCUAUGUGAUGUUAUAGUAAGUGUUAAAGAUGACAGUGGAAAUAAGUUGAAUGGUGUUCUUUUAUCAUUAUCUGGAGCUGAAAGCUAUCGAAAGAAUAUGGUGACAAGUGACGACGGUACAAUUAAAUUUCACUCUUUGUCUCCAUCUCAAUAUUUUUUAAGACCUAUGAUGAAAGAAUAUAAGUUCGAACCUAAUUCAAAAAUGAUUGAUAUUAAGGAUGGUGAAACUGUUAGAGUUGAAUUGAUUGGUAAACGUGUUGCUUAUUCAGUAUUUGGAAUUGUAACAUCAUUAAACGGAGAGCCGUUCCCUAAUGUGCAUUUAGAGGCUAUAUCUGAUGAAAAAUGUAUGCACCAUCAAGAAGAGUCCUCAACAGAACAAAGUGGGCAAUACAGAAUUCGGGGUCUUCAACCUGGUUGUACAUAUACAAUUCGACCAAAAAUUGGAGAAGCUAACAAGAUUGUCGAAAGGUCUAUACCCGAGAGUCGGACAGUGAAAAUUGGAUCUUUUGAUUCUCAUGAUAUUAAUUUAAUUGCGAUUAGUCCAAUUAACUUUGUUGAUGUAACUGCCCGAAUAAUGGCUUCUUCUAAUGAUCUAUAUAAGUCUUUACGUAUUCAAUUAUAUCGAAAGGGAAAUGCCGAUAAUCCAAUUUAUUCACAAAAAGUAGAAAGUCCUAUAAACGUAAAAGCGCGAUUCAAUCCAGGUAUUAUGGUAUUUUUUCCAAGAAUUCCUUUGGAUGGAAAAACUUACUUUGUUGAGUUAAAAACUACUUUAUCAGAAAGAAUUUAUAAAUUUACCUUACCUUCAGAACAAUUUAUUGCAAACAAAAGUUCUAUUUACGUAGAAUUAAAUUUUGAACCUGAAAUACGUACUACAGAAGGUGAUUUAAAUCAAAAUUCAAUUUCAGCUUUGCUUUUAGUUGGCCUUGUAGCAAUUGCAUUUUUCAAACAAGACUUAGCUAUGGAUCUUUUAAAUUUUGUAUGGGUACGAAUAAAUAAUUUAGUACAAGACUUAUUGCAAAAAUCAAAUAAUAAAAAGAAGGAAACCAAAAGUACUGAUAAUACAAUAAAUUAUAAAGAAAUUGAACAAAUUGCUGAAGGUAUUAAUUCGAUUAAAAAGAAAAAAGUUAAAAAAAUUUAAGUUUAGAUUUUGCAUUUAGUAAAUUUUUUGUGGUUGAAGUUAAUUUAAUUAUUGUUUAAAAAUAAGUUGAAAGUAAAUAUUUUGUUGAGAUUUUUCAAUUACUAAAGUAGUCAUGCAAUUGUGUUUGUAAAAGUAAAUUACAAAAAAUAAGACAUUUUAAAUAUUCAAGAAAUAAUAAAUAUUAUAUAUUUAUUUAAAAUAUUUUGGGGUAUUGUUUAUUAUAUUUCAUUAAGAGUAAUUACGUGUAUGUGAAAUAAU
Molecule: messenger RNA, 3868 nt
Organism: Condylostylus longicornis
Lineage: Eukaryota; Metazoa; Arthropoda; Insecta; Diptera; Dolichopodidae
Product: BOS complex subunit NOMO1
Exons: 9
Coding region: 68-3610 (1180 amino acids)
Cellular component (GO): endoplasmic reticulum membrane
Molecular function (GO): carbohydrate binding
Source: RefSeq, a predicted model, not a curated record